AUGGGCUCGUUGUUCCGAAGUGAAGAGAUGUGUUUGGCCCAACUGUUUCUGCAGUCUGGAUCAGCAUACGACUGUAUAACCGAACUGGGAGAAAUUGGUCUGGUGGAAUUCAGAGACCUCAACCCCAGUGUAAACCUAUUCCAACGGAAGUUUGUCACUGAGAUAAAGAAGUGUGAAGAGAUGGAGAGAAUUCUAGGGUAUCUUCUAAGGGAAAUCAAGAGGGCAGACAUCCCACUUCCAGAGGGAGAUGUUAACCCGGUUGCACCCCUGCCAAAGCAUGUUCUGGUUAUAAUGGAACAGUUGCAGAGGCUGGAGGUGGAGUUGAGCGAGGUGACCAGGAAUAAGGAUAAACUACAGAAGAACCUCCUGGAGUUGACUGAGUACACACACAUGCUGCGCAUCACACGCAACUUUGUGCACCGCAGUGCUGAGGGUGAGCCCCUGCAAGUUCAGUAUGAGGAGUUCCCCUUCCUGGAGAAGGACUCAAUGAUGGACUACACCAGCAUGCAGCGUCUUGGGGCCAAACUAGGGUUUAUAUCAGGGCUGAUUCAGUGGGUGAAGAUAGAGGCCUUUGAACGCAUGUUGUGGCGGGUGUGUAAAGGCUACACCAUCCUCAGCUACUCUGAGAUUGACGAGUACUUGGAGGACCCUGACACGGGCGAGCCAACUAAGAGUGUGGUGUUCCUUAUUUCCUACUGGGGCGAGCAGAUCGGACAGAAAGUCAAGAAGAUCUGUGACUGCUAUCACUGUCACUUGUAUCCAUACCCUAACACCAAUGAUGAGAGGAACGAUGUUGUGGAGGGACUCCGGACUCGCAUCCAAGACCUGCACACUGUACUCCACCGGACAGAGGACUACCUGAGACAGGUGCUGAACAAAGCCUCUGAGUCUGUCUACACGUGGGUCAUCCAAGUCAAAAAGAUGAAAGCCAUCUACCACAUCCUCAACCUCUGUAGCUUUGACGUCACCAACAAGUGUCUGAUAGCUGAGGUGUGGUGCCCUGUCAACAGCCUGCCCACCCUGCGGAGGGCGCUAGAGGAAGGCUCUAAGAAAAGUGGAGCCACAGUGCCCUCUUUUGUCAACCGUAUUCCCAGCAGUGACACUCCACCUACCCUGAUAAGGACCAACAAGUUCACCUCAGGCUUCCAGAACAUAGUGGAGGCCUAUGGAGUGGGCAACUAUAGAGAGGUUAACCCAGCUCCUUACACAAUCAUCACCUUCCCGUUCCUGUUUGCUGUGAUGUUUGGAGACCUGGGUCAUGGUGUAAUAAUGGCUCUGUUUGCUCUCUGGAUGGUGCUUUAUGAGGACAAUCGCAAACUGAAACAAAGCAGGGAUGAGAUCUGGAACACAUUCUUUGAGGGCCGUUACAUCAUCCUGAUGAUGGGCUUGUUCUCAGUCUACACUGGCCUCAUCUACAACGACUGCUUCUCCAAGUCUCUCAACAUCUUCGGCUCUGGCUGGAGUGUCAAAGCCAUGUUUACAUCCGGAAACUGGACCUGGGACUCCACACUCCGCACUAAUGCCUUUCUGACCCUUGAUCCCAACGUCCCUGGGGUUUUCAACGGACCCUACCCUUUGGGUAUUGACCCGAUUUGGAACUUGGCUUCAAAUCGUCUGACCUUCUUGAACUCCUACAAGAUGAAGAUGUCUGUGAUUGUGGGCAUCAUUCACAUGAGCUUUGGGGUCAUCCUGGGUGUCUUCAACCACUUGCACUUUAGAAAGAAGUUCAACCUCUACCUGGUAUUCCUCCCGGAGCUGCUGUUCCUGCUGUGCCUUUUUGGCUACCUGGUCUUCAUGAUCAUCUACAAGUGGCUGGCCUUCUCUGCCCGUGACUCCCAGAUGGCCCCCAGCAUCCUCAUCCACUUCAUCAAUAUGUUCCUAAUGCAGGGGGACGGGGUGCCGCCCCUCUUUCCAGGACAGGUUGGGCUGCAGGUGUUCCUGGUGGUGGUUGCUCUACUCUCAGUGCCUGUCUUACUGCUGGGGAAACCAGUCUACCUCUACUGGCUGCACAACGGAGGAGCGAGCCGGAUGGGGAUGUACAGGGGUUAUGAACGGGUGCGGCGCCACAGUGAGGAGGAGAUCUCCCUGAUGAGGGCUAACGACAUGGAGGAGGGCAGCGACCACAGUGACCUCUCCACCAGCAGAGAGCACCAGACAGAGAAAGAGGAGUUUGACUUUGCAGACGUGUUCCUACACCAGUCCAUUCACACCAUAGAGUACUGCCUGGGCUGCAUCUCCAACACAGCCUCUUACCUGCGCCUCUGGGCUCUGAGUCUGGCACAUGCCCAGCUGUCGGAGGUGCUGUGGUCCAUGGUGAUGCGGGUGGGCCUGCGGAUGGAUACCACCCUGGGCAUCUUGUUUCUGGUACCAGUGUUUGGAAUAUUUGCUGUACUCACUGUGUUCAUCCUCCUGGUUAUGGAGGGACUGUCGGCCUUCCUUCAUGCUCUUAGGCUGCACUGGGUGGAAUUCCAAAAUAAGUUCUACAGUGGAACUGGAAUAAAGUUUGUUCCCUUUGCCUUCUCACUGUUGCCGUCCAGUUUUGAACAUGAUGGCUUGCUGUGAAUGGGACUGAGUGCUCCUGAUUCCUGGAAGUGUAAACUGCCACAAUGUGCCAGCAGUGAUACUCAGUGAUACUGAGCUAGCCUGGUUCCCAGUCUGUUUGUACCAUCAUGCCAAACAUGACAAGAAGUGGUGAGGCGUAAACAGAUUUGUAUCCAGGCAACUAAUGAGCCUCAUUAUGUUCAAUUUCAUAUAUUUGUUUCUACUAUUUGUUGCACUAACUGCCUUACAUGAAUACAACCAAAUCUCAGUUUAUCAUGCUCUAUUUUCAAUUUUAUGAUAUUCUGGGUUAACAAAUCUUGGCAAAGAAAAGGCUCCUUUAGUCUUGUUCAUGAAUGAGUUAUUUCUGAAUGAAUGCUGUAGACUUCAAUUUAUAGAGUGAAUUUUGAGAGAUUAACCUUUGAAUGACUUUGAUAGGCUUUAAACCACAGUGGUUAAUUUCAUCUGGAUUCUAUUCAUACUGUGCUAUGCUGAAUGCUGACAGAAUGUCCUCACAUGUUGCCUAUGCCUCAAUCGCUUUGUUUGAACCUACACCUAAAACAGCACUUUCCAUGGAUGGAGAUAAAACCAUAGCUCAAUAAUGCUUUCAUCAAGGUAAUUCUGCUGGUUUAGAGCCAUUUGAAGAGAAACAGCAGUGGAUUAAGAAUAAAGCCGGUACUGGACUAGGGCAGAUAUCUCUCAGAGAUCAAUUUAGAGCUUUUCCUAUAUUCCCAUCCUGUAGCAUUAGCAUACUUUAGUUAAUGAUGAAAUAACAUUUUACACUUUAGCGAUGGGGGUAUUGUUUUUGUAUUGGAUUCGUUUUUUAAUAUUGGAUUUGGUAAAUAAUGAUUGUAUUAGGCCUUCUGAAGAAGAGCAAAUUGAUUUGUGAUUACCAUGUAACACUGAACUUUAUCAUUACGGGGAAUCCUGGACGAUUUAAUUAACUGACUUGCUGUCCUAUCAAACAAUAAUGUAUCUUAAUGAUCCUUAAUAAAGAUGCCCAUAAAGCAGGAUUCAAUGGAAAAUACUGCUGUAAAGUUGAGACUUGGUCAUUUCAAAUUAGGGGCUACAUUCUACAACCAUUAGACCACUAAUAAUCUGAGAUCACACCUAGGGCUAACCUUUCGUCAUUUACUGUAUAAUUAUUUUAUUACACAGUGUGCGAUUUGUUGAAGGGUUGCUAGAAAUGUUGCUGUUCUGAAGCAGUUUGUAUCUGAAUCUUAUUUAUUUUAAAUAAUGUAACUGUUCGAUAUUUGUUUUUAUAAAACUCCACAUUUAGUGGUAUACAGUCCUUUUGCUUUGCUGAAUAAUGUUCCAUUUCAUGGUGAACAUGUAACUGUAAACAAAAUGUGACCGGUGAAUAAAGAUGAUCAUUUUGAUUGAAAAUGUAAA
This is a messenger RNA of Esox lucius (northern pike), 3930 nucleotides long. RefSeq names its product ATPase H+ transporting V0 subunit a2b (gene atp6v0a2b). Lineage: Eukaryota; Metazoa; Chordata; Actinopteri; Esociformes; Esocidae. Gene Ontology annotation, cellular component: vacuolar proton-transporting V-type ATPase, V0 domain; vacuolar proton-transporting V-type ATPase complex; plasma membrane. The transcript has 20 exons. The coding region runs from base 1 to 2562 and encodes 853 amino acids. Gene Ontology annotation, biological process: vacuolar acidification; proton transmembrane transport. Gene Ontology annotation, molecular function: ATPase binding; proton-transporting ATPase activity, rotational mechanism. The record is from RefSeq and is a predicted model, not a curated record.